CACGCGGAGCUGCUGUGCGCGCGCCUGCACGAACUGGGCGGUGCUGACCCCACGGCCGCGCAUAAGCUCCUAGAUACGCUGUGGACCCGCGGGCCUCAUGAGCACGUGCUAAGCGUGUUGGGCGAAGCGCUGCUGCGCGGCUUAGACCUGGAGCUCGCCGGCGCCGCGGACUGUGUGGGAGCAAAAGAGACACCGAAACUGCUGCAGUGGCUUCUAGAAAGCCCCGAGGUCUUGGUCGCUUUCUGCCGCCAGCUGCCCGCCUUGCGCCUGGCCUCCUUGGCCGGCUGUCACCCAGCGCUGUCUCGCGCCUACCUGGACCUGCUCACAGCCUGGGCCACGCAGCUGCACUAUGACCUGCAGAAGGGCUUCUGGAGCCCCACGCAGCCUGAGGACAUGCCCUGGGAGGAAUUGUGCCUCCGGCUGCACAGCCUGUGCCAGGCCUCACCACUCUUGCAGGAAGAAGUGCUGGAGAGACUGCGCGGCCGCAGAGCUCUAGAUGGAGAUUUCGAGGUUCCCGGGAUGAGCAUCUGGACGGACCUACUGCUGGCCCUGCCUGGUGGUGCUUAACACUGAGUGUGGGAACAUGUGGGACGAGAUUCUCAAGUCCCAGACCAAGCAUCUGGACAGACCCCUCUCUGGGAGCAAUGGAGGGAACAGGAAACACACUUCUCACCCAAGCCUCCGGGUUCUCUUGGGAAACACCUCAUUUUGAUACACAUUUUAAUGUGUAUCUACGAAUGCCUGCCUGGUUCAUGUUGGAAGGUGGUGUUGCUGUGCACAUGAUUUUCAGUUAACAGUCAGUGUGUCAGUUCAUUCAUCUCUCUUUACUUGUUGGUAAAGAAGGGCCUCAGGCUGCAGUUCCUUUGUUUCUCAUGAGAAUUGUCAUUUGCAGUGGGCUUUCUUCCACAGCACCUGUGUGCAGGGCAGCAUGCUGGGCUUGGUGUUUGCUGACUGAUGUCUGCCAGCUCCAUCUAUGUGAAGGAGAGCAUGUGCCCGAACUGCACUGCACUUUUGACUUGGAACAUUGCUGCGUGGAUCACUAGGACUGAUCCUCACAGCUAACAUAGCAGCAGCUUGAGUACUACUUUCUUGAAUCUACUCUGGAAAUCCACUGGAUGACACCUUUGGUGGUCUACUGAUCUCACAAAUUAGUCCUGCUUCUCCCAGGGAUCACUUUGGAGACUCAUCACCAUGUUUCUCAAUUUCUUCUCCAUCACCUUGGAAAUACAGCUUGUGAACAGUGAGUAGGUUCCAUUGUAAGAGGAGUCCCAGGCUCUAAGCCAAGCUCAUAUUUACAAAGUAUAGGAUAUUUGUAAUUGUAUAUGCCUGUACAUAUGCAAUCCUUAACAGUGUGAUAUCUACAUUCACAGUGAAAUGGUAUUUAGAGAUACUCAAUACUUUUUGUUAAGAAUCUUAAUGUUGUAUUUCACAAAAGUAUCUGAACUAUAUUCACUGGGAAUAUUAUUUAUUAAACUCUUUUUAAACUUUC
This is a messenger RNA of Cricetulus griseus (Chinese hamster), 1489 nucleotides long. NCBI's taxonomy places the organism in Eukaryota, Metazoa, Chordata, Mammalia, Rodentia, Cricetidae. The record is from RefSeq and is a predicted model, not a curated record.